GAAAAAAGUUUAUAUAAGAGUACGAAACCCUAACAAGAGCAAUCACAAAAUCAGAAACAAAAACGCGUUGAAGACUUUUAAGGCGGCUAUCUCUUUCGUUCUGUUCAUCGCCGGUAAGGCAAUUCGAAACCUCUGAUUGCAGUCGAGACGCAGCCACCGUUUAGGGGUUUUGUUUCUCCUCUCAUUCAUUAUCGAUUUUCCAUGCUCGAUUGUUUUUGAUUGUUUUGUUUUCGUAAUUGAAACUAUUCGCUAUUCUUUGUAUUCAGAAAGAAGGAAAAUAUCAUAAACAAGCUUUUAAUUGAUUCUAGUUUUUGUUUUUUUUUUCCAAUUGUUGAUUGUGGUUUUGUAAAUUUCGUUGAUUUCGAAUCCUUGAAGUUAGGGUUUGAGAAUUUGGGGAUUUUAGGGUUUUGGUUUAAUAUUUUUUCCUCAAUUCUUUUGUGCUUGUCAAUCCCAUGGCGGCAGGGCGACAAAGUGUUUUGGGGAAGAGGGAGUCUUACAAACAUGAUUCCGUCAAGGAAUUUCAGUAUUCUAAGUAUGAUGAUUCUCUUGCAAAAGAAGAUAGAGAAGAAGGUGAGAUCCUUGUUGAUGGGGAUGAAGCUUUGCCACCGCCAGAAAAGAGAAGAAAAUUCUCUCCCAUUGUCUGGGAUCUGGCUGAGAAGAAGGCCAAAAUCUCUUCCAACGAUAGGGUCACACAUGUUGCUGAAUCUCUAUCUCGAUCACCUGUUGAUGAACAAAGUGCUGAAGAAAAAGGUGUUUUAAGUGAGUUUUCGCUGAAUUCCUCUUGUGUUGUUGAUGAAAGUGAUAUGCAGGGGUGGAACAUCACAAAGUCUAAAUGGGCUUCUGAUGAUCUUUCACCUAUGGGUGAUGAUGAUAAGUACAAGCAAGACAAAAGAAGUUUAAGUUCGGAAGAUGGUGGUUGUUCAGGUAGCACAAUCACUAGAUCUGAUGUUGAUGAUGAGGUUAGUGAUUCUCCAUCAGAUUCGUUUGAAAAUAGUGAUUUGAUGCAUGUGCAGAGGAAUUUUAACAUGUGUCAGAGUUGCAGAACUGUGUCGGAAUUUGAAAUGAUUAAGAAAAUAAAUGAAGGAACUUAUGGUGUUGUCUAUAAAGCUAAGGAUAAGAGGACUGGAGAGACUGUAGCACUAAAGAAGGUGAAGAUGGAGAAGGAAAGAGAGGGAUUUCCAAUGUCAGCGUUGAGAGAAAUGAAUAUUCUCUUGUCUUUAGAUCAUCCCUCUAUUGUUGAUGUUAAAGAAGUAGUUGUGGAUGAUGAUGAUAAGGAUGAUGGUACUUAUAUGGUAAUGGAGCAUAUGCAGUAUGACCUCAAACAGUUAAUGGAGGUAAGGACACAGCCUUUUAGUAUGGGUGAAAUAAAAUCCUUCAUGAAGCAACUUCUUGAAGGUGUCAAGUAUCUUCAUGAUAACUGGAUUCUCCAUAGAGAUUUGAAGACAUCUAACAUUCUGCUGAAUAAAGAAGGGAAGCUGAAAAUAUGUGACUUUGGAAUGUCAAGGCAGUACGGAAGCCCGCUUAAGCCAUAUACUUCUCUUGUGGUUACAUUAUGGUACAGAGCACCUGAACUAUUAUUGGGCGCCAAAAAAUACUCUAAAGCAAUUGAUAUGUGGUCGUUGGGGUGUAUAAUGGCUGAACUAUUUUCCAGGGAGCCUCUUUUCAGGGGUAAAACUGAAAUCGAACAACUUGAUAAGAUUUUUCGAACCCUUGGUACACCAGACGAGAAAAUAUGGCCAGGAUUUUCCAAAUUGCCUGGGUCUAAAGCAAAAUUUGUCAAGCAACGGUGUAGUAUGCUAAGGAUGAAGUUUCCAGCCGCGUCUUUCACUGGUUUGCCAGUUCUAUCUGAGUCGGGAUUUGACUUGUUGAGUAAGCUUCUAGCUUAUGAUCCUGACAAGAGGAUUUCUGCUGAAGCUGCUCUGCAACAUGAUUGGUUCCAAUGAAGGUCAACUUCCCAGAACUGAUUAAAAGCCUAUUUUUUCUUCAUGGUAGUGCUAGCAGCUAAUACAGGUACUUAUGCUAGAGCUGGAUUCAUGAAAAACCAAGAGCAAUGCCUAUGUUAACCUACACUUAUCCAACUUGUCUUUCCACACUAAUGAUCUUAUACUAAGAAUGAUGUGAUUGCCAAGCACACAGUAAUUGGCUUCAUUAGGUUUUAUUUGUUAUAAAAUUGGAAGUGGCAUGUAUAAUGUACAAUGAGAUGAGAAGGUAUGGCACCUGAUUUUUUGAUAUUGAUAUCCAUGUAGUCGUGUACCCUUUAUGUGGGGUGAAAUUUGUACAUAUAUUUCAAGACUGAAGCAAUGAAUGAGUUUUUGAUA
This is a messenger RNA of Lathyrus oleraceus (garden pea), 2318 nucleotides long. Its product is annotated as cyclin-dependent kinase G-2. The transcript is spliced from 5 exons. Gene Ontology annotation, molecular function: protein serine/threonine kinase activity; ATP binding. Gene Ontology annotation, cellular component: nucleus. The record is from RefSeq and is a predicted model, not a curated record. NCBI's taxonomy places the organism in Eukaryota, Viridiplantae, Streptophyta, Magnoliopsida, Fabales, Fabaceae. Gene Ontology annotation, biological process: protein phosphorylation; regulation of mitotic cell cycle. Bases 453 to 1943 code for a protein of 496 amino acids.